AGUAUUUAAUAGUAUCUCGCUCAGGAAUCUGCGUUAAAAUCUACUUUCAAAUUGCACAGAUCCAAGUAACAAACAAUGCAGCGCCGCUCAACGGUGCAUGUGCAAAUUAACAAACAUGGCAGCGCUCAUGAUUCAAUGUAAUGUUCAAAGAUAGCUUUAAAUAUUAUAAGAGUCGAAACCCUUGUCCCGAUUUGAAAGAUGUAAUUGAUUUAGAUAAGCCUGAUUAUAACAAAGUUAUUGAUUUUAGAGGGAAGUUACUCGAUGAACAAUGUGAACUUGAAUUAGGUUUAAGACCAGUGGGAGACUGGAAAGUCUUCGAAUUUCGAAAUAUUCCAGGUCUUAUUUUCAUAAAAAAUCCAUUUACAAUAUACGGACAACGAUAUUGGAUUAUAAAAUGCUUAAAAGAGUACUCAAGAAAGCCACAUAAAUUAAACUUAGAUGCUCAUAAUCUUUUAAAUGAUGACGAAGAUUGGUGGGAUAAAUGUUUUAGAAACUCUAAUAAAGGUAAAGAAUUAUUAUCAAAAUUAAGAUGGGCAACAUUUGGUUAUCAUCACAAUUGGAAUACAAAAUUAUAUUCUGAAUCAUCCAAGACAAAAAUGCCUAUUGAGUUGUCUUUGCUGACUUCAUUUUUAGCACAAACAUUAGGUUUUAAGGAUUUUAAAGCUGAAGCAGCAAUUAUUAAUUAUUAUAGAAUGAAUUCAACUUUAUCAGGUCAUACUGAUCAUUCUGAAGUUAAUGUGGAAGCACCCUUAUUCUCUAUAAGUUUUGGUCAAACUGCAAUAUUUUUAAUCGGAGGACUUACACAAGACGAUGCAGCCAAUGCCAUAUUUUUACAAAAUGGAGAUAUAAUAGUAAUGUCUGAAAAGUCCCGUUUAAGAUAUCAUGGCAUACCAAAAAUUUUACCAGCUACCAAUGCACCAUGGGAUAACAAAGAAACAAGUGUCAAUAAUCAAUACUGUGUAUGGAAUCAAGAUGAUUGGAAUAAAGCAAGAACUUACAUUUCUGAAGCUAGAAUAAAUAUGAAUAUAAGACAAGUGUUGAAGCCUGGACAAUCGUCCUUGUAGAAUAUUGUACAAAAUAGCUUUGUAUAUUUUUAUUAAAAAUACUUAUAUUAAUUA
This is a messenger RNA of Frieseomelitta varia, 1118 nucleotides long. RefSeq names its product nucleic acid dioxygenase ALKBH1 (gene AlkB). Gene Ontology annotation, biological process: oxidative RNA demethylation. NCBI's taxonomy places the organism in Eukaryota, Metazoa, Arthropoda, Insecta, Hymenoptera, Apidae. The record is from RefSeq and is a predicted model, not a curated record. Gene Ontology annotation, cellular component: nucleus; cytoplasm. The transcript has 3 exons. The coding region runs from base 141 to 1064 and encodes 307 amino acids. Gene Ontology annotation, molecular function: ferrous iron binding; broad specificity oxidative DNA demethylase activity; oxidative RNA demethylase activity.